AUGACAUGCGCGUCGCUCUACACACCUCGGCUGGUGCAGCGAUAUUCCUCAUCAAUUCUUCAGAUUCUAAUUAUAUUUCUAUAUGUUCUUCCUAUUAUUUCAUCAGUCAAACAAGUGACAGUACCCGGACAAAUUGUGUUAGGAGGGUUGUUCCCGAUUCAUGAAGCUGGAAGAAAUGCGUCACAUCAGUGUGGAAAGAUCAAAGCAGAUCAAGGAGUUCAGAGGAUGGUGGCGAUGUUGUUUGCACUGGAAAAAGUAAAUCGAGACAGACAAUUACUGCCACAAGCAAGUUUGGGAGCACAGAUUUUGGAUACGUGUUCCGUCGACAGUUAUGCUCUAGAACAAACUCUGGAAUUCAUAAAAUCUGUAAUGUCGAAUGGAGAUGGAGUGACAUGUGCAGAUGGAUCAACUGGAUCAUACACAAGACAACCAGUCGUUGCAGUUGUUGGAGCAGCUGGAAGUCAAGUCAGUGUGAUGGUUGCAUCCAUGUUGCAGUUAUUCAAGAUCCCCCAAGUGAGCUACAGUUCGACGGGAGCUGAGUUGAGUGAAAAGCCAAGAUUUGCAUUCUUUUCUCGAGUAGUUCCUCCUGAUAAUCUGCAAGCUCAAGUAAUGGCAAGAGUGAUUGGAGCUUUGGAGUGGACUUAUGUUCAUGCAAUUGCUGAUACUGGGUCAUACGGAGAGAGGGGAAUGGACUCGUUUCGAGCUGCAGCAGCUGAGAAUGGAAUAUGUAUUGAUGGAGAUGUUCAGAAGAUAUCCAGACGGUGGACGGAGAAGAAUUUUAGAGACCUUCUGAUCCGAAUGCACCGAACUCGAAAAGCACGUGGAGUAGUGAUGUUUGUGGAUGAAGAUAAUUUGAAACGACUUCUCAAGACACUGGAUCUUUUGGUUGCUGAAGGACAUACAGAAUUGGAUAGACAUUUUUGGUUCGUCGCCUCUGAUUCAUGGGGAAUCAAACAGUCAGUUGUCCGUGGUCUGGAGCAUCGAACAUACGGAGCCAUCACAAUUGCUCCGAUGGUUAGAGAAGAGACUGGAUAUCUGGAAUACUUCCGAUCGUUGUCUCCUAAGGGAUUCGUUUUUCUGGAAGAGUUCUUCGAGUAUCUGGGAUGUUCGGCCACGGAAGAUAUCAAAACAUUUGGAGACUGUUUUGAUAUGGUCAAUGUGACAUUAAAGCAGGAAUCAUAUGUUCCAUUCGUUGUCGACACUGUCAAAAUCAUUGCAAAAGCCAUCUCAAUGUACAUUGAGGACGAUUGUGGAAAGACUCCAUUCCACAAGUGCUCAUUGGCUCAAUCUGGAUUUCGAGGGGAACGACUUCAGAGAUAUUAUCGGAAUAUGUCACUCAACAAAAAUGAGCCAGCUCUAAUCGAUGCAAAUGGAGACGGUAUCGGACGAUAUGAUGUAUUUCAACUGGAUAUGAAUGGAAUAUAUCAGAAAGUUGGAAAAUGGAGAUCAACUGAUGAUUUCUUGUCGGUUGAAGUUGAGAAAAUCAGACAUGCAUUCAAGACAGCACACGGAGAAAGACCAAUGAGUGUGUGUUCGACGGAUUGUCCGAGAGGACAUUACAGAGCAUAUCAGGAUCAAACAUGUUGUUGGGCGUGUAUUCCAUGUGAUACUUCUACGAGUAUUCAUAAUGAAACUAGCUGCGAAGAAUGUGCCAUUGGAAUGGUUCCGGAUAGAACACUCCACUUUUGUGUACCGAUUCCUCCCGUCUCUAUGCAAUGGGAUACUACUUGGUCUCUCAUCCCCGCUGCCUUCUCCACUCUUGGCAUUGCUUCAACUAUCUUCGUGAUUUCAGUUUUCCUCAAAUUCUCGAAUACACCAGUGAUAAUGGCAUCAGGGAGAGAACUGUGUUAUUGUAUGAUGUCUGGAAUCGGAAUGUGUUACGUUCUCACGUUUUUCUUGGUCUCUCAGCCGACAGUUAUCACCUGUUCGUUGACUAGAAUUCUAAUGGGUCUCUCAAUGUCAGCCAUUUAUGCAGCAAUCAUCACAAAAACCAACAGAUUAGCUAGAGUUUUUAAGCCAGAUUCGGCACAAAGACCGAGGUUCAUCACUCCAAAAGCACAGGUCGGUAUCUGUAUGGGUAUAGUCUCUGUUCAACUCAUUGGAACAUUCGUUUGGUUAUUCUUCGAUCCACCCGGAACAAUGAUUGUUUUCCCGUCGAGAACUGAAGCUGUAUUGACUUGUAAAGCAACAACAUCUCAUCUUUUGAUCUCCCUCCUCUACAAUAUUCUUCUGAUUGUUGCCUGUACAGUUUAUGCAUUCAAAACGAGGAAGAUACCAGAGAAUUUCAAUGAGACGAGGCAUAUCGGGUUCACUAUGUAUUCCACGUGUAUUCUAUGGCUGGCAUUUGGACCCAUCUAUUUUGCGACACAGAGUGAUUUUAGGAUUCAAAUCACUUCACUCUGUAUGUGUAUUUCCCUAUCUGGAACAGUGGCGCUCAUCUGUUUCUUCGCUCCGAAAGUCUACAUCGUUCUAUUCCAACCAUACAAAAACGUUCGUACCCGUCAAUCAGCCGUCGGACGUCUUGUCAAUCAACAAAUGAGGUUUAUGAGCCAAUUGACCUACAACCCCGAUGGAUGCAACUCAUAUCAACCGAUGUCUUCCAAUCAAUCCUAUAAACCCAGUACAGAGGAGAGUUCUCACACGAGCAACGCUCCGGGACUACCGCAAACUCGAGCGAUCCCUCCGCAUGUAAUUGAGCAGUUGGCUGCGAGUUUACCAAUUAGUGACAAGAAUGAUUUAGUAAAAAAGCUAUCACUUCAAGACAAAUUGCUCAACAACAACAAUAAUAACGAGAGCAGUGAAGAGAUUCGUCGCCGUCGUCCGAGCAGUGUUCACACAGUUGGCGCCAUUGCAAAUGGAGCAUCAGUUGCUCAUAUUCCACCAAGAAGUUACACAGAUGAACCAAAAAGUUCAAUGAUUCGACAAGACACGACUAAAAGCAGAGCAAGUCUUGCUGAAUCUCAUCAAGUCGAUUUGAUUUUAGAGGAAAUCGCUGCAGAUACACACUCGACUUUCCUUUGA
Messenger RNA from Caenorhabditis remanei, 3021 nucleotides. RefSeq lists its product as uncharacterized. Gene Ontology annotation, biological process: regulation of synaptic transmission, glutamatergic; G protein-coupled glutamate receptor signaling pathway. The record is from RefSeq and is a predicted model, not a curated record. Gene Ontology annotation, cellular component: membrane. Gene Ontology annotation, molecular function: adenylate cyclase inhibiting G protein-coupled glutamate receptor activity. Lineage: Eukaryota; Metazoa; Nematoda; Chromadorea; Rhabditida; Rhabditidae. Bases 1 to 3021 code for a protein of 1006 amino acids. The transcript is spliced from 18 exons.